AUGCGUCUCAGUAUAGAGAAGGCGGCUCGCCCAGCCCAGGAACGGACGCCGGCACCAACACUGCAGGCUGAGCAUAUCGCGCGUGAUGUACUAUCCCAAGUAGGGACGAUGAUCAGCGCGCGAUUCGAGGCUCUCGAGGAGCGCUUGCUCCCGGAGAAGCGCCUGAGGCCGCCUUUGGCUGCGGAUAGGCGUAGCGCCGAACCUGGGCCUUCAUCGGCACCAGAUCCCACCCCUACCUCUCUGGGAGAGACGUGGAGUGCAGUGGUACGGAAGGGAAAGGGGAAGGGAAAGAAGACAGCGCCCGCGCUUGACGUGCAGAUGUCGGCUUCCAUCUCCGCCAAGCCAAAGAAGUCUGUGGCUAAGCCCGUCGCGACGCCUAAGCCACCUACGGCCGCGCCGUUAAAUCUAUUACGGUGCCGAGGCCCCCAUUGGUCGCAACGGGAUCCGCUGCGGUGCCCAAGUCCGGUACGGCAUCAAGACCCGCUGUGGCCACUGCGACGCCAGCCGCCGCUAAUAAAAAGAAACGGAGGCGUAGAGCCCGCAAACUACGUGCCCCUACGACGGCAGCUG
Iphiclides podalirius (scarce swallowtail) is the source of this 570-nucleotide messenger RNA. The record is from the annotation of a GenBank genome assembly. Lineage: Eukaryota; Metazoa; Arthropoda; Insecta; Lepidoptera; Papilionidae.